Messenger RNA from Cygnus atratus (black swan), 1114 nucleotides. RefSeq names its product ranBP-type and C3HC4-type zinc finger-containing protein 1-like. Gene Ontology annotation, molecular function: ubiquitin-protein transferase activity; ubiquitin binding. The annotation marks the transcript as partial. Gene Ontology annotation, cellular component: LUBAC complex. The transcript is spliced from 6 exons. The record is from RefSeq and is a predicted model, not a curated record. Lineage: Eukaryota; Metazoa; Chordata; Aves; Anseriformes; Anatidae. Gene Ontology annotation, biological process: positive regulation of canonical NF-kappaB signal transduction; protein linear polyubiquitination; proteasome-mediated ubiquitin-dependent protein catabolic process.
GCGCUGGAGGCCGAGCGGCUGAGGAACUUCCAGCAGCUGCUGCAGCUGGAGGAGGAGGUGCUGGUGCCCAACCGGGAGGUCCUGGAGUGCCGCAUCUGCUACCAGCAGGUCGCCCCGGGAGAGGGGGUGCUGCUGCGCGAGUGCCUGCACAACUUCUGCAGGGACUGCCUGCGCCAGGUCAUCAACUACAGCGAGGAGCCCGAGGUGGCCUGUCCCUUCCGCGACGACUCCUACGCCUGCAGCAGCCACCUCCAGGAGCGCGAGAUCCGGGCGCUGGUGUCGCCGGAGGAGUACCGGCGCUUCCUGGAGAGGAGCCUGGUGCUGGCGGAGCGGCGCACGCAGAACAGCUUCCACUGCAAGACCACGGACUGCCGCGGCUGGUGCAUCUACGAGGACUCGGUGAACGAGUUCCGCUGCCCCAUCUGCCAGGCCCUCAACUGCCUGCUCUGCAAGGCCAUCCACGAGGGGAAGAACUGCCGGCAGUACCAGGACGACCUGCAGCUCCGGGCGCAGAACGACGCGGCCGCCCGGCAGACCAGCGACAUGCUGCAGACCCUGGUGCAGCUCGGGGAGGCCAUGCACUGCCCCACGUGCCACAUCAUUGUGCAGAAGAAGGACGGCUGUGACUGGAUCCGCUGCACCGUCUGCCAGACCGAGAUCUGCUGGGUGACGAAGGGGCCACGCUGGGGGCCGGGGGGUCCUGGGGACACCAGUGGCGGGUGCCGCUGCAACGUCAACGGCCAGAGGUGCCACCCGCGCUGCCAGAACUGCCACUGAGCGCUGGCCUGGCCCAGCCCCGUGGGAUGGGGGCUCCAAGCAGCCGGGCGGGAGCCGUGCUCCUCACCCCCGGGGAUGGCCCGGGGGGCGCUGGAGCUGGCGCAGCUGCAGCAGGGCCCCAGCAGGGCCUAGAGAGACGCUUGCAGUAGCAGGGAUGGCGGCGGGGCCACAUCCCCCUCGAGGCUGGCGGCAGCCAGGGAUGGACAGGAGGGAUGCGGGGCCGGAGGGCACGCGGUGCCGCAGGGCCUCCACGCAGCCUCUGCUGGCAGCAGAGCUCCUCGGGUGCGAGUGGCGCGUCCUGGCGGGGCAGGGCAUCCCAAUAAAGCUGUCUGUGUGC